Molecule: messenger RNA, 1328 nt
Organism: Arachis duranensis
Lineage: Eukaryota; Viridiplantae; Streptophyta; Magnoliopsida; Fabales; Fabaceae
Product: B3 domain-containing protein At5g18090-like
Exons: 5
Coding region: 1-1188 (395 amino acids)
Molecular function (GO): DNA binding
Source: RefSeq, a predicted model, not a curated record
AUGCCUUUACAUGAAAGAGGUUUCUUUAAAGUUCUUGUUCAAAGCUUUAAGCAUGAGUUGUUAUUAUUAACAUGCUUGCUUUGGUUACAGAAAAUUCCUAAAGUUUUUGUGAAAGAAUAUUGGAGAGGAGUAUCAAAUCCUAUAGUGUUAAAGCUACCAAACACUCUUAAACAAAGAGUAUAUUGGAUUCAAAAGAAUGAAGGUGAAAUUUGGUUGGAAGAAGGUUGGGAUCAAGUUGUGAAGGAUUUUGGCUUAGAAUAUUCUCAGUUUUUGACUUUUGAUUAUAAAGGAUGGUCUUGCUUUGAAGUCAAAAUAUAUCCUAUGAAGGAUUCUGAGAUAAUGCCUCCUCAUCAUCAAAUAUGUUUCUUUCAGAUUCUUGCUCACAACAAGUUUUACCAAAAGCUGAUGAUUCCUAAAUGUGCAAAUGAAUAUUGGAAAAGAAUGUCAAACCCUAUAAAAUUGGUAUUACCUUGUGGUAGUGUUGAGAGGAAAGUGAUGUGGACCAAAAGAGGAGAAAAUAUUUGGUUGGAACAAGGUUGGGAAAAGGUUGUGGAGUUGUGUGGUUUGAGUUAUGAGUGGUUGUUGACUUUUGACUACAAUGGAAGGUCUAGUUUUGAAGUCAAAGUAUAUGAUACCACUGGUUUAAGGGUAGCUUAUUAUAAUUUUGAUGAGUAUGAUGUUGAGAAUAAUAAAGAUGUUGAUGAAACUGAGAGCGAUGAUGAUGAUGAUGAUGAUGAUGAUGAUGAUGAUGAUGAUGAUGAUGAUGAUGAUGAUGAGGAUGAUGAUGAUUUUGCUGAUGAUUAUUGUGAUGAAGAAUAUCAUCAUUAUGAGUUUGUUCAAGAACACUUCAAGAGAAAGAAGAUCAACACAGUUAAUGGGAGCAAUAGGAAUCCCAGUUUCAAGAUUCGAAUUCAAGAAUCAUAUGUUGAGUCAAGAUGCGUGGCAAUACCAGCAACGUUUGCAAGGAAGCAUUUGGAGGAAGGACCGAUUCGUAUGAUUGUGGGUAACAGAGCUUGGACUGUGUGCUACAAAACUUGGAGAGGAAGGGCCAGAUAUCGCAAACACAAAUUGCAAAGUGGGUGGCUCAGAUUUAGAAGAGAGAACAAUUUAGAGGUUGGUGAUGUUUGUGUCUUUGAGUUAAUUAGCAAAUUUCCUCAGACAAUGAUCGUCAGAGUGCAGAGUGGAUGAUCUUUUUAUUUACGGAUUUACCCUUUUCUUGUUAUGUAUUUGGUGCUUGUGCGUGUGGUGGCUUUAGUGUGAUGGUUUAGUUUGUAAAUUGACAAUUUAAUCAAGUGGGUAAUUCUAGUUUUUUUCCUUAGUUAUUAAGA